Ruditapes philippinarum (Manila clam) is the source of this 665-nucleotide messenger RNA. RefSeq lists its product as uncharacterized. NCBI's taxonomy places the organism in Eukaryota, Metazoa, Mollusca, Bivalvia, Venerida, Veneridae. Bases 12 to 665 code for a protein of 217 amino acids. The transcript is spliced from 2 exons. The record is from RefSeq and is a predicted model, not a curated record.
UCUAAUUCAUCAUGUGUGAAAUGUCCGAAGAGAGAACGUGUUACAUUAGAACUAGUCUUAUGUUCCAUGACCUGACAAGAGAGGUGCUAUUUAAAGUGUUCAAAUGUUUAAUAAAAAGUGAUGACAUCACAGGCUUUCUCUCAUCUCUAGAGCAGCAAAAUAAAUUGAGGGAACUUUUGAAAAGUAAUGUCCUAAACGUACAUGAUUUUAAUCUUGUUUCUGGUCAAGUUUUAAAUCUAGAGAGAUUCGAUAUUUCUCUUUUAGUAAGACUUAUAUUAAACUUGUGUAAAGAUAAAAUACCAAAACCACAGCACGGUUGGAAAACUAAACCACAUCCGAAAGACGAAAGUCUUGGUGCUGAUCUUCGUCGAUUGAGGGAUGUCAGAAAUAAGAUUAUAGGUCAUAGGGCGAUUGCUAAAUUGUCAGAGGCAGAGUAUGAAAAGACGUGGGCAAAAAUCAAAGCUAUCUUAUUGAGAGUGGUUGAACUUGUUGACUCGAAGUCUAGUGAAAACUUUGAACGAAGAAUAAAUGAAUACAGACGACUAAAUGUAGAUACAGAGAAUGCUGAUGUUAAGAGGUUACUGGAUGAGUUUCUUAACUACAACAAAGAAAUUGAUGAUAUUCAAGAAAAGGUUGAAAAAUUGAGUAGAAGAUCAUAUGGUUAG